Messenger RNA from Felis catus (domestic cat), 8151 nucleotides. It is a transcript of the gene BLTP3B, whose product is annotated as UHRF1 binding protein 1 like. The record is from RefSeq and is a predicted model, not a curated record. The transcript is spliced from 22 exons. Lineage: Eukaryota; Metazoa; Chordata; Mammalia; Carnivora; Felidae. Bases 531 to 4772 code for a protein of 1413 amino acids.
UCCCCCAGGUCGCUUAGGUGAUGCUGCAGCCAAGAUGGCGCCGGCGGCAGCCACGGAGGCUUGAGCGCGAUGCUCCCGGUCUUCCGCAGCAGCGGCGGCGGCUGUGGCCUCGGCCGGGGCGUCCGGUCUCUCCCGGGCGUGAGCGCUCAGGCGACUCUCCUCCGGCCGGGUUAGCCCGGGUAACGAAGAGGCAGCCACGAAGAGAGGAGGCAGUGAGAACCGCAGAAAGAGAGCGGCGCCUCCUGCCCCGGCACCAUGGCUGGGCUCAUCAAGAAACAGAUCCUGAAGCACCUCUCCAGCGAUCCCUGCUGGCUGUGGUGGAGAUUGGUGUGCUGUGAAUUUCCUAAUCAAGGAAUCUAAGAAACCCUGGCAACUGACUACUUGCUUUCACCAGGAAUAGGGACCUUUUGUCUGAAUUUCCUGCCCUCAGAUUUACUAAAAAUUUAUCUCCUGACAAGAUAAAUCUGAGUACCCUCAAAGGAGAAGGUGAAUUGAAGAAUUUGGAGCUGGAUGAAGAGGUGCUCCAGAAUAUGUUGGAUUUGCCAACAUGGCUUGCUAUCAACAAAGUUUUUUGUAAUAAAGCAUCUAUUAGGAUCCCAUGGACAAAAUUGAAAACACAUCCCAUCUGUUUGUCCCUGGAUAAAGUAAUAAUGGAAAUGAGUACAUGUGAAGAACCACGAAAUCCUAAUGGCCCAUCACCAAUUGCAACUGCUUCAGGACAAAGUGAAUAUGGCUUUGCUGAAAAAGUCGUUGAGGGAAUUACUGUUUCUGUAAACUCCAUUGUUAUCCGCAUUGGAGCAAAAGCUUUCAAUGCAUCCUUUGAACUUUCCCAGCUACGAAUCUAUAGUGUAAAUGCAAACUGGGAACAUGGAGAUUUAAGAUUUACUCGCAUUCAAGAUCCACAGAGAGGAGAGGUUCUGACGUUUAAAGAAAUAAAUUGGCAGAUGAUUCGAAUAGAGGCAGAUGCUACUCAAAGUUCACAUCUUGAAAUUAUGUGUGCUCCUGUUCGAUUAAUAACCAACCAAUCAAAAAUCAGAGUCACACUUAAAAGAAGAUUAAAGGACUGCAAUGUUAUUGCAACAAAGUUAGUUCUAAUAUUGGAUGACUUAUUAUGGGUUUUAACUGAUUCCCAGUUGAAGGCUAUGGUACAAUAUGCAAAAUCUCUUAGUGAAGCAAUAGAAAAAUCAACCGAACAAAGGAAGAGUAUGGCUCCUGAACCUACACAGAGCUCGGCAGUAGCCCCAUCUACCCAACAAGUGAAGACACCACAGACUUCAAAUGCUCCUGAUCUAAACGAUGCAAUUGUGAAACUAUUCAAUGACUUUGAUGUUAAAGAAACGUCUCAUCAUUUAGUGAUUUCUCAUCUAGAUCUACACAUAUGUGAUGACAUUCAUGCUAAAGAAAAAGAGUCAAACAGACGUAUUACUGGAGGGGCUAUGCAACUGUCUUUUACACAGCUAACUAUAGAUUAUUAUCCUUAUCACAAAGCAGGAGAUAGUUGUAAUCAUUGGAUGUAUUUUAGUGAUGCAACCAAAACAAAAAAUGGAUGGGCCAACGAAUUGUUACAUGAAUUUGAGUGCAACGUUGAAAUGCUUAAGCAGGCUGUAAAGGAUCAUAAUGUAGGUUCACCUCCUAAAUCCCCAACACAUGCCUCUCCCCAGCACACACAAACAGAGAAAGACUCGGCUCUGAAAGGGACUUCCAGAUCACCUUCAGUAUUAUCUCAGCAGUCCAAAGCUAAGUUAAUGUCUAGUUCUGUUGUGGUUAGACUUGCAGAUUUCAAUAUAUACCAGGUCUCUACAGCAGAACAGUGUCGUUCUUCCCCCAAAAGUAUGAUUUCUUGCAAUAAGAAAUCCCUGUAUCUUCCACAAGAAAUGUCAGCUGUUUAUAUAGAAUUCACAGAAUAUUACUAUCCAGACGGAAAGGAUUUUCCAAUUCCAUCUCCCAACCUUUAUAGCCAACUGAAUGCACUACAGUUUACCGUGGAUGAAAGAAGUAUUCUAUGGUUAAAUCAAUUUCUCUUGGAUUUAAAACAGAGUCUUAAUCAAUUUAUGGCUGUAUACAAGUUGAAUGACAAUUCAAAAUCUGAUGAGCAUGUUGAUAUUCGAAUUGAUGGCUUAAUGCUAAAGUUUGUCAUUCCUUCUGAAACGAAAUCUGAAUGUCAUCAAGAUCAACCACGUGCAGUUUCUAUUCAGAGUUCUGAAAUGAUUGCCACAAAUACAAGGCACUGUCCAAACUGUCGACAUUCUGAUCUAGAAGCUUUGUUUCAAGACUUUAAAGAUUGUGAUUUUUUCAGUAAAGCAUAUACCAGCUUUCCCAAAUCUGGUGACAAUUUUAAUCUGUUGCAUCCAAUCUUCCAGAGACAUGCUCAUGAACAAGAUACUAAAAUGCAUGAAGUUUAUAAAGGAAAUAUUAUUCCCAAGUUGAAUAAACACACUCUCAAAACUUCUGCUGCCACAGAUGUUUGGGCUGUGUACUUUUCUCAAUUUUGGAUAGAUUAUGAAGGGAUGAAAAGUGGAAAAGGGCGGCCAAUAAAUUUUAUAGACUCUUUCCCUCUUUCCAUCUGGAUUUGCCAACCAACAAGGUAUGCCCAGUCACAAAAAGAGCUGCAGACUUGUAAUCAGGUAUCUCUAAAUACAUCACAAAGUGAAUCUAGUGAUCUGACUGGACGAUUGAAGCGGAAGAAGCUCUUGAAAGAGUAUUAUAGUACAGAAUCUGAGCCCUUAACAAAUGGUAGUCCAAAAUCUUCAGAUACAUUUUUAAGAUUUUCCUCUUCAUCAUCAGAUGCAGAUGUUCAUGUCCUGGUUCACAUUCAUAAACAUGUCAGUAUGCAGAUCAAUCACUACCAGUAUCUGCUCUUGCUUUUCCUCCACGAGUCACUCAUUUUGCUUUUGGAGAACUUAAGAAAAGAUGUAGAAGCUGUGACUGGCGCUCCUCCUAGUCAGACAUCCAUUUGCAUUGGAAUUUUACUUAAAAGUGCAGAAGUGGCUCUUUUGCUACAUCCAGUGGAUCAAGGAAAUACUCUUAAGUCUCCUGUCACUGAAAGUGUGAGCCCAAUGGUUCCUGAUUAUUUGCCUACAGAAAAUGGAGAAUGUUUGUCUUCAAAAAGGAGGCAAGUUAGUAGUGGUAUAAAUCAAAUCAGAAGUGUAACUGUUAAUCACAUGUCAGACAACAGAUCUAUGAGUGUUGACCUUAGCCAUGUCCCUUCGAAGGAUCCUUUGCUUUUUAAAUCAGCUAGUGAUACAAAUCUGCAAAAAGGUAUUUCUUUUCUUGAUUAUUUAUCAGAUAAAAAUUUAGGGAAAAUAAGUGAAGAUGAAAGUAGUGGAAUUGUGUGCAAAAGUGGAUCAGGAGAAAUUGGAUCAGAAACAAGUGACAAAAAGGAUUCUUUGUAUACAGAUUCAAAUAGUGUCUUAAACUACAGAGAAGAUUCAAGUUUGCUGUCCUUGGAUAAUGAUGGUAAUCAAAACAUACUUUCAAAUAAUUUAACUACUAGAGGACAUGAAACCAUAGAGUCAGUCUUUAAAGCUGAAGAUUUGCUUCCAGAAACAGUUUCACUCUCUGAGAACCUAGAAAUCAAUCAAGAAGAAGCACCCACGGUUAGAACACUUAAAUCACAGUCAUCUUUCAGUGGAAAGCCUAAGGAACGGAUUCCACCCAACCUGGCUCCACUCUGUGUUUCUUAUAAGAACAUGAAAAGAAGCCCCUCACAGACCUCAUUGGACACCAUUUCACUUGACAGUAUGAUAUUGGAAGAACAGUUGUUAGAAAGUGAUGGAAGUGAUACUCAUAUAUUUUUGGAAAAAGGUAUUAAAAAGAACUCAACUACGAAUUACCAGAGCCUAACGGAGAGUGCAAAUGCCAGUGCAAAUCUACAGAAUUUUGGUGAAACCUCUCCAGAUGCCAUCAGUACAAAUUCAGAGGGUGCUCAAGAAAAUCAAGACCUGAUGUCAGUUGUGGUGUUUAAAAUUACUGGUGUUAAUGGGGAAAUUGACAUCCGAGGGGAAGAUAUGGAAAUCUGUCUGCAAGUGGACCAAGUUACACCAGAUCAGUUAGGCAAUAUCAGUCUUCGACAUUACCUCUGUAAUCGUCCAAUAGGUUCGGAUCAUAAAUCUGUAAUUCAUUCCAAAUCCUCUCCUGAGAUUACUCUGAGAUUUGAGAGUGGGCCUGGUGCUGUAAUACACUCUUUGCUUGCAGAAAAAAAUGGAUUUUUGCAAUGCCAUAUAGAAAACUUUAGCACAGAGUUUUUUACAUCUUCGCUUACUAAUAUUCAACAUUUUUUGGAAGAUGAAACUGUUGCAACCGUGAUGCCAAUGAAGAUACAAGUUUCUAACACAAAAAUAAAUUUAAAAGACGACAGUCCUCGUAGUAGUACCAUAUCCCUUGAGCCAGCUCCUGUAACUGUUCAUAUUGACCAUCUUGUGGUAGAGAGAAAUGAUGAUGGUUCUUUUCAUAUCAGAGAUUCUCAGAUGCUUAACACUGGAAAUGAUUUGAAAAACAAAGUCAAAAGUGACUCAGUCCUGCUUGCCAGUGAAGAGUAUGAUGUGAAGGAACAGCACAGCAUCACUCAAGCCACUCAGACAAGUCCAGAGGUUCCUUGGCCUUCUCAGUUGGUUAACUUUCCUGGGUGCUCCUUUGAUUUUACUAGGGAACAGCUCAUGGAAGAGAAUGAAUUUCUUAAACAGGAAUUGGCCAAAGCUAAAAUGGCUCUUGCAGAGGCUCACUUGGAAAAAGAUGCUCUUCUUCAUCAUAUAAAGAAGAUGACAGUUGAAUAACAGGAAUGGCAAUCAAAAAUUAAAAUUAAUAGCUGUGGAGUAGGGAGGUUGUAUUUAUAAUGUUAUGUUAGCAGAAGACUUUCCUUUUCAUGAAAUGACAAUAAAAUGAAGUAGAAUGUGAUGAAGUGGUGACUGUUCCAAAGCCAGUUUAGAAAGUAUUAGGUACGGGCAUUACAAUCUUUUGGUUGUUUUGUGUUUUGGGGUUUAACCCUCCUUUAAACUGGUAUGAUAUGGGGAAGUCAGCACAUACUGUAAAAUAAUUACAUGCCUAAUGGAAAGAAGGUGUCAUUUCUUAAUUUUGAUAUCACAUUAUAGGCACUUUUUAAAAAGAAAAUUGGAAAGCUAUUGUGUUCCCACAGAUUGCUGGUUUUAUUUAUCACUAUUUGUUAAUAAUUUAUUUACAAAGAUUCAAAUGCUUUUAGGGCUAAUGUAAUUAAAAGGAGGCUUACCUUUUAAAUGUUAUUAAAAUUAUGUACUUAAAUCUAUAAUUAUUUAAUUACUGUGGAAAAGUCCAAUCAAGUUAAUAAAUUAUAUUGACUGGGCUUGAAAAUUCUGGAAAAUCAUCACCCUACUGAACUUUCAAAGUAACUUGAAAAUGUGAAAAACAAAUCAUUUAAAAUGAUCAAUAAACUGUAUAAGUUAAAGCUAUAAUUUUCAACUAAAAGAUCGUACAAAUGUAAAAAUAAAAAGCACAAACUGUAAAAAAGCAAAGCAUUACAGUAUAUGGCCAACUGAUUUAGAAAGCGUUACUUGUACAUUCCUUAAACAGUUUAUGUUAGAAGUAAAAGAGUAAUUUAACUAUCCCUACAUUUGGUAGCAUUUGUAACUACAAGAAUUUUAAUUAAUACUAUUUAUAUUAUUUCUUUACCUUUAUCUUUUCUCUAUUUAAGGAGGGGAAUGUUUGCAGAGAAUUUUCUUUUCAUAUACAUAAAAUUUCAUACCAUUCUUGUAGUAACAUAUUAGGUAGAUGUUUACACAUAUUGUAUUUAUAAAGCUAGUUUUGAUUAAAGGUCUCUGUGAUAUAAAUAUUAUCUUCUAUAAUAAGAAUAAUGGUACAUUUUGAAUUCUAUUUUCUAGGGAUUGUUAAGAUUGAAACCAACGUGAGAGAGAAAAUCAUGCAUUAUAAAAGUUUAUGAGUGUUUAAGAAACAGAUGUUUUUAAAGAUUUAAAAUAUAUUUCUGAUAGAAUUAAACUAAGUAGGGUCUAUUUUAAAAUUCACAUUCUUAAACAUAAAUAUAUCCAAGCUAUAACAUGAAACAGCUCAGAGUACUCUUUCUUUAAGAUACUUGAAGAUUUUAAAUGACAUUACAACACUUAUGGUGCUUUGCUUGUUUGGCAUGACUUCCAUAGCCAUCCCUAUAUCGGAAUACUUGGAGGAAAAUACAUGUUUCAUUUACAUUAAGUGUUGGAGUGAUUUAGAUUUCACUGAAAACAAUACUGGCCUUUUUUUUUCCUUCUGUAACAUCCAUUUUCAUUGACAUUAUUUAAAAAUACAGGCCUGCUGUGGGAGCUGAGGAUAUAGCAAAGAACAAAUUAAAUUGUUAAUUUUUUACCUCAGAGUAUUUUAAAAAUCACCUUUAAACCAUGUUAAUCUAAAACUAUAUAGUAGUCUUAGACUAAAAGCAAAGGUCUAAUUAAAGAUUUAAAACAUACAGCUUAUAUGCUUAGUUUAGAGUACUGUUGAUUUGUAGGUAUUCAACAAAAGCAGUCUCUUACACAAAAGCAGGACUGAUGGGACAUUAACUUCUUCAGAGCUGACAGUUUCUCAGGACUGCCUUAUUUGCUCCAUAGAAGUUUUAAAUUUAUGGUGUAAUUGUUUAGUGUUACAGAAGCUGGAUGUUUUCCUUUUUCCUUUUCAGUUUACUUGGCCUUCUCAAGAAGCAUAUGAACAGUAGAGAUGAUAAUUAAUAUUGAUUUGAGCAUUCUUAUAUGCUUUGUUGGACUUUUUAAAUUUAUAGUGAGUACUAUUUUUAUAGAGAUUUAAAAUUCAUAAAGCACUUUGAAAAACAUUAUCUCAUGUAAUUCUCACAACAAAUCUGGGAGGUAGGUAUUACUCACAUUUUAUAACUUUUACCAAACAAACCCUGUGGCUUAAAAAAGAACAAGUGACUUGACUGAAAUCACAAUCAAUAACUUGCCCUUUUGACUUAAAUCCCAAUUAUAUGUUUUUAUUUUACCUUUGUCAUUAAUUCACAGAUUUUGCCAGAGGUAGGGAAAGGAGUCAUUUACUUACUUUUAUCUGUUUUUUUUUUUAUAAGAUAAAUAUAAUACUUUUAAUUGUGCAAGUGUGAUGUGUGUAUAUUUUUCAAACUACUUAGAAGAUAGUGGGAGAACCUUUGUUUAAGUUAACCCCAACCUUUUCACAGUGUGAGAAAUACAGGAGUAAACCUAUGAUAAACUUACCAGAAUUUUUUAAUGACCAUAAAGUAGAAAAAAAAGUUGCCAUAUUUUUUAUUUAUUUUUACUUUUAUGUUAUUUGCACUGAGUCUCUAGCCAGAGAUGUUAGUGGUCACGGGCUGAAAUGGUAAUUGUGUUUUGCCUUUUAAUUUUAUGUACAUCAAAAACAUUUUCUUAGUAUCUUGUAUUUUUUUUCUUAUCUCAUUUUGUCCUAGAAUUUCAAAAGACCACCCUGUGACAUUAAUUGUGAUGAAAUGUUAUUUUUAUUUAAGCCACAUAAGAAUGGCUAGGUGUGAUUGCAUGAAAAUAUAUGUAGAAAAAUUAACCAGAAACUCCUUUCUGGAUUUGUUGUAGUUAUUUGGUAUUUGUCACAACAAGAGUUAUAAUAACUUCCACUUUAACAAGUUUUUAUUAAUCUCCACUCUCCUCAAGACAUUUCCUAUUUCAGUGAAUGGUACCACCAUCACCCUGGUUCCCAAACUGGAAACCCUGAACUACUCUUAGACACUUUCCUCUCCCUACCUGCCCCCCACCGUCAGCUCUUUACCAGGUCCUGUCAUCUCUCGUAUUUGUUGGCUUCUCUCCACCUCUCAUCGCCUCCCUAGCUACCAUCAGCACCUUUUGCCUGCUUCACUGCAGUUGCCUCCUGACUGGUCUUCCUACAGCUCCUCUGGGCCCCCCUCUGAUUCACUCUACUGCAGGCAAAAUUCUCUUUUGAAGUGCAGUUUUAAUCAAGGCAGCCCCCCCAUCCCUAUUCUUACCCACUUUAAUGGCUUUUUCUUGCUCUUAAGAUGAAAACAAAAAUAUUUAAGUUAGAGCCACUAUUUAGGGUGUAAUUCUGAGCAUUAAAAGAGUUAAUGUCCAAACCAUUAAAAGGGUGGCUGGCACAUAAUUGUACAUCGUGUUUCAGUUACUUUGUUACUUCGUUGCACUUCAAGUAUCUGGAAUGAGUGGGAAUUAAAGUGCUUCUUCCACCACAGGA